AUGUCCAGGGACACAUUUGCCUUCAGCUCAGCCGCCUUACAUUCUCUGAAAGUGGAUCAGGAGCUCCAGGAGUGGGAGGAUAAGCGGCAGGCAUUGGCUCACAGGAGGGCCAUGAGCCGGCCACCUGUGUCCCGGGCCUCCAGACCCCCUCCCAGACAGCAGCGGGGCCUCCAGGAGAUCCGGGUCUAUGAGGCCCGAUGCAGAGACACCACAAUCCACAACACAUUCAUGUGUGGGGACAUGAAGGGAGUGCACGCUGUGUUAAAGGACCCCUGCAUGGUCAAUGCACUGAUGGAAACAGUACAUGAAGAGAUGGUGUGGGCUCCAGAGCUGGGGAUGUGGACCAUGAGCUCCAAGAUCAAGCAGACAUCUGCAUUGCGUCUGGCAGCCAGCAAGGGACACUCAGGCUGUGUGGAGGAGCUGCUGUUUCGAGGGGCGGAGGUGGAUGCUGACCCUGGUGGCAGCACAGCCCUGCAUGAUGCCUGUAUAGGUGGCCAUGACAGCUGUGUCCAGCUGCUGCUAGCCCACGGAGCAGACCCUGACCUGCUGGCAGAAGACGGCAGUGCACCCCUUCACCUCUGCAGCACAGCCCAGACAUUUCAGUGUGCUGAGCUGCUGGUGACGGGUGGGGCAGAGGUCAAUGUGUUUACCAGUGAAACAAAGCUAACGCCCCUCCAUGUGGUGGCUCGUCGGGGUCUGGAGGAGCAUGUGAAGCUCUUUCUGUCCCAUGGAGCUGACGUGUCAGCCAGGAACCGUGAGGGGGAGACCCCCCUGAAUGCAGCCUGUGCUGGGGCUGAGAGGCCUGCCGAGGCUGGGCGGUACCUCCGCGUGGUUCAGAUGCUGCUGGGAGCUGGGGCUGACCCCUGCACUGCAGGCAGGAAACACCACACACCUCUACACAACGCCUGUAGUAACUGCAGCCCACGCAUUGCAGAAAUUUUACUACAACAUGGAGCCAAAGCAGAUGUGCAGAACUGUGCAGGAUACACACCCAUGGACUGUCUGUUACAGGUGGUGGAGGACUAUCCAGACCAGCAUCCUGAGGCUGUAGCACGCUCCCUCCUAAACCACGGGGCCAAGGCCGGUAAAAGCUUGAUGCUGAAGCUCUGCCUCCUCUCCCCUGCCACUCUGGAGGUAAUGCUGAACUGCUAUGCUGUUGUCCCUUCCUGUGAGGAAUGGAUGCAGUCUAUCCCUCUUGAGAUACAUGAGACGCACCAGGGUUUCUUUGACUCUGUGAGACAGAUGACUAGCCAGCCCCGCUCCCUGCAGCACCUGUGCCGCUGUGCUCUGCGCCGCCACUUAGGAAAAGGUAUCGACGCAGCUAUCAGUAGAUUGGACAUCCCCAGCUCUCUGAUGGAGUAUCUACUACUUCGGAAUGAAGGGGAGAUCCGGUGA
This is a messenger RNA of Salvelinus namaycush (lake trout), 1395 nucleotides long. RefSeq names its product ankyrin repeat and SOCS box protein 16-like. The coding region runs from base 1 to 1395 and encodes 464 amino acids. Gene Ontology annotation, biological process: intracellular signal transduction; positive regulation of transcription by RNA polymerase II. Gene Ontology annotation, molecular function: protein binding; transcription cis-regulatory region binding. The transcript is spliced from 6 exons. Lineage: Eukaryota; Metazoa; Chordata; Actinopteri; Salmoniformes; Salmonidae. The record is from RefSeq and is a predicted model, not a curated record. Gene Ontology annotation, cellular component: nucleus.